UCCAGCCCCCGCUUGGGCUUGGAUGAAGAUUUCGGAGCCUGGAGUGAUCGGUGAUACCUGGCAUGGUGAAGACAAGAUAUGGCUGAAAUUCAGUAUAUGGAUUCUUAUUUUUGGCCUUCAUGGAAAGCAUUUUGGGGCACAAGCCGUAACACCAGGAGAAGAGAAUGUACAGAAACUGUUAAAACAAACUGUUAGGUGGGGAUGGGUGAAUCAAACACAAAUUCAAAAACAGGAUGAUUACACGUGUGAUGACAACACCUUUUGUAAUAUAGCCAAUGUGACUGUUAAUCCACAAUAUCUUUGGAAACCCCCAUCAGGACAAAAGUAUCAACCGAAUUACUGUUUAUAUAAUGAUACUGGAACUAUACAUAUCCAAAAUCUGACUACAAUACGCUGUGCUGGAAUCCAUUUGGGGUAUAUAUGGACAACUGUUCAAGAAAGAAUACAAACUAUACAAACAUUAGCACAAAAUAGUACCACAGAUCUAUCGUAUACGUCUACCGAGGAAAUACUUGUGUAUAAUAUGUCAAACUUGAAUGUAUGUGUGUGUUAUAAUGCUUCCGAAAUAAGUAAUCGAAAUUUAUGGGCACAAUAUAUUAUUUUAAUUAAUAAGAAUAGUACAGUUAUUGAUCCAGGAAACAUUCAACUUGUAGAAAGGUUGUAUUAAAUGUACAAGAGAUCUUUGUAGAUGUAGAAGUUCAAUUUCCACCAACAAGAGUGUAAAAUAUGAACUCGAAGGACAUGGUAUGAUACCUUUUUAGGAUCAUACGGUACAAUUGCAGAAACACUGAAUGAAUUUGAUAUAGAAACUUUAGCAAAUAGAUUACAUAAUGUGGGACAAGGCAUGAACAAGGCUUUAAGAUAUCAGCCUAGAUGGAUGCCUAAUACUUUUAAGACACAAAAAAAACAAUUAGAUAUUAGUUUUGAUGUAUUAGAUUUAGUUAAUGCCAUGACUUAUUGGGGGGAGUAUUUGACUAAUAAUUUAUCUUCCUUUAUUCAUUGGACAAUAUCUAGUAUUAAAACAUUAAAUCAAAUCCAACAAAAAA
Bombina bombina (fire-bellied toad) is the source of this 1046-nucleotide messenger RNA. RefSeq lists its product as uncharacterized. The record is from RefSeq and is a predicted model, not a curated record. Bases 23 to 667 code for a protein of 214 amino acids. Lineage: Eukaryota; Metazoa; Chordata; Amphibia; Anura; Bombinatoridae. The transcript has 2 exons.